AUGACGACUGAUGUUGGUGAAAAUUCAGGAAACUUGCAGAGGAAUGAGAGUGACAGGAGUUUCAGUCCGGCUGUUUAUCCGGACAUUGCCUCUCUGGAUCAGCCCCAGGACACGACCAUCGAAAUGACGGAGAACAGCAACAACGAGGCGUCCAAGACAGGACUCAGCUUGACAAUUCCCACCAUGCAGAACAAUCAGGACGAUGAUUAUGGUGAUCCAGAUAGAAAUGGUGGCGUUCACUACAGAAAACAUCCGCGACCGUUCAACAAUCAUAUCGACUCGAAUGGCACCAAAUCGCCGAGUGCUUACGGGCCGAGAAUCUGGUCCUACAAUCGCGCCAUCUCCUACCAGGCUCCCAGUCAGACACACUCCGUUCAAUCCGACAUGGAUCACCUUAUCCCACCUCCGUCCACCGACAGGGAGAAGUCCAAGAUGACCAGGCGAUACUUCGCCACCGUGUUUGCACUAUGUUACGCCAUAUUCCUGGUGAUUUUUGGCAUGGUGGUGUUUAUCGGUGACGCAGUUGUUACACAGUAUCCUAUUGGAGAGGCUUUCGGUAUCUACAUGCUCAGUGUGGGAUUUAUCUACUUUAUCAGUCUCUACAUUGACAUUCGGCUGCACAUCAAGAAGGCGAAAGAGACUAUGAAGAAGCGCGAAAAGAGGCAAAUGAUGUUUGAAGAGCACCUGUCCAAACUGCAAAACGAGACUGGACCUCUCGAAUUAGCAAACUCAAACGCAAAUCCUGUCUGGGACAUUGAACCUGUGGAAUCAGUGAGUCACAAGUACUGCUUCCAAACCGGAAGGCACGGUGAGCUGUUCUACCUCAAGCUAGGUGCCGCCUGGUUCUGCUUCGGCCUACUGAUUCACUCGGCUCUCAUCGUGAGCUACCAAGUGAUCUUUCUCACGUCCACGGACCCAGAUUUUCACAAGUGUGCCUCUUCUCUCACAUUGGCUCUGGACAUCAUGUUUCCGCUGUACAGCCUCUUCGUGCUCUUCUUCAUUUUCAAGUACGCCAACGUGAUCAUAAAUCACGCACGUGGACUUGCGAGAUUCUUCCUGAUGCACGCCAUCGGCACCUCAAUGGCAUUUUGGGUGUACACCAUUGUCCGGGAGACUGUGGACGCCAUCAGAAUCAAGUACCUCGAGGCUGAACGUGAGCAAGCUUUAGCAUCGAAUGCCACUGACUGGAUUUCCAUUGAAGAUGCCAUCAAGUGUCCCGGACCGGAAGAGCUCAAUAAUAUUUUUCGCAAUUUUUCACCAUAUCUCUACCCCUUCGUCAUUGAAUUUUGCAUCUUAAUCGCUGGAAUCUAUUACAUUAUCUGGGCGAAUAUAAGUCAGUGUCCCAAGAAGCACUCUGCUGCUGGUCACCACGAUGAUCCACAUGACCAUCACGAUCAGAAGCACAUGGGAAAUGGUGCUGAUGACUCAGUCUCGACGUACGAUCACUGCGUGAAUCACGACAUCAAUUUCAAAAGCCACAUUGUUGUCCAUGCGGACUGUCAUUCAGCCAGUCGAGGUCUCUUCGCAGGAAUGAUCCUGAUCGUAAUGACCAUCGUAAUAAUAAUCCUGUUCUUUGUGGCUGUUAAUGAAGACGACUACUUCGAACUCGGUAUCACCAUGAACUCUAGCUUUGAACUAGCAGUUCUAAUUCUGUUGAUCAUUACCGUCCUCAUGGCAUACUUUCAAACCGCCAAAUUGGACGUCAACACUCAUCCCAUGUCUAAACUGGACGACGUUCUGCUUUUCAUCGCGAUCCCUGCCUUCUUCCUCGAGACCAUCUUCAGCAUGGUUCCAGCUAUUUACUUCGGAUCUGUCCUGAACAUCUGCAUCAUUAUCGCUCAGCUCAUCCAAAUCCUCAUCCAGACGCCCUUCAUCAUAGACGGCAUGAGGAGAUGCUCCAAUUCGGCCGUCAACCGGAAAAAUAAGCCCGGCAGGGAACUCAUCACCUUCCUGACCAUCGCGAAUGUCUCGCUCUGGAUUUACUACACAUUCUCAGUGAAGACAGCCGACACCGGUGAUGAAAGAUACACAUUCUACGGCUAUACCCUGUGGUCCAUCCUCAACCACUUGUCAUUGCCACUGAUUAUGUUCUAUCGCUUCCACGCAUCUGUAUGUCUCGUGGACAUUUGGAGGCACGCAUACGAGCCAGGAGGCGGCCACUAA
Phlebotomus argentipes is the source of this 2163-nucleotide messenger RNA. RefSeq names its product proton channel OtopLc-like. Gene Ontology annotation, cellular component: membrane. The coding region runs from base 1 to 2163 and encodes 720 amino acids. The transcript is spliced from 8 exons. Gene Ontology annotation, biological process: proton transmembrane transport. Lineage: Eukaryota; Metazoa; Arthropoda; Insecta; Diptera; Psychodidae. Gene Ontology annotation, molecular function: proton channel activity. The record is from RefSeq and is a predicted model, not a curated record.